Pungitius pungitius (ninespine stickleback) is the source of this 2360-nucleotide messenger RNA. It is a transcript of the gene pfkfb2b, whose product is annotated as 6-phosphofructo-2-kinase/fructose-2,6-biphosphatase 2b. Lineage: Eukaryota; Metazoa; Chordata; Actinopteri; Perciformes; Gasterosteidae. Gene Ontology annotation, cellular component: cytosol. The transcript is spliced from 16 exons. Gene Ontology annotation, molecular function: fructose-2,6-bisphosphate 2-phosphatase activity; 6-phosphofructo-2-kinase activity; ATP binding. Gene Ontology annotation, biological process: fructose 2,6-bisphosphate metabolic process; fructose metabolic process. The record is from RefSeq and is a predicted model, not a curated record. The coding region runs from base 184 to 1761 and encodes 525 amino acids.
GUGAACUCGGUCGCCGAGGAAAUGAUCGCCGGCUCGUAGACACGAGCGGGGUUUCUUUCCCUUUAAGAGAUGAGGUGGCAGCGUUUCCAUCCUUCGCUCCUCUCUGCUUGGUGCUGCCAGGUAUCCACGGAGCUUUAACCAUUACAUGUUCGUUCCGCGUGAGAAUCCGCAGCUCUUCAGAACAUGUCGAGCACAGACAACGGCUCAGCAAACUCAGCAGAAGCCAAGAAAGCAGAGAUGAGAAUGAACGAGAAGAAGUGCUCAUGGGCCUCCUACAUGACAAAUUCCCCCACGGUGAUCGUGAUGAUCGGCCUGCCUGCCAGAGGGAAGACCUACAUGUCAAAGAAGCUCACACGGUACCUCAACUGGAUCGGGGUACCCACGAAGGUGUUUAACUUGGGCGUGUACCGCAGAGAGGCCGUCAGAGCUUACAAGUCCUAUGAUUUCUUCCGGCACGACAACGAGGAAGCCAUGAAAAUAAGGAAGCAGUGUGCUCUGGUAGCUCUGCAGGAUGUGAAGGCGUACCUGUUGGCGGAGGGAGGUCAGAUCGCGGUGUUUGACGCAACAAACACAACAAGAGAACGCCGCGACCUCAUUCUGGCCUUUGUGAAGGAGAAUGCAUUCAAGGUGUUCUUUGUGGAGUCGGUGUGUGACGACCCGCAGGUCAUCGCUGCUAAUAUCCUGGAAGUGAAAGUGUCCAGUCCGGAUUACCCCGAGAGGCACAGAGAGAGAGUCAUGGGCGAUUUCCUCAAGCGGAUCGAGUGCUACAAGGUCACUUAUCAACCGCUGGACCCCGACGACUACGACAAGGACCUGUCCUUCAUCAAGGUGAUGAACGUGGGCCGGCGCUUCCUGGUGAACCGCGUGCAGGACUACAUCCAGAGUAAGAUCGUCUACUACCUCAUGAACAUCCACGUGCACUCUCACUCCAUCUACCUGUGCCGGCACGGCGAGAGCGACCACAACGUCGAGGGCCGCAUCGGAGGAGACGCUGAACUUUCUCCUGGAGGGAAACAGUUCGCUCGCGCGCUGCGAGAGUUCGUCGAGGAGCACGACCUGUCGGAUUUGAAGGUGUGGACGAGCCAGCUGAGGAGAACCAUCCAGACGGCGGAGGAGCUGGGCGUCCCUUAUGAGCAGUGGAAGAUACUCAACGAGAUCGACGCAGGCGUGUGUGAGGAGAUGACUUACGAGAUGAUCCAGAACUCGUUCCCCGAGGAGUUCGCUUUGAGGGACCAGGACAAGUACCACUACCGUUACCCCGGAGGGGAGUCCUACCAAGACCUGGUCCAGCGGUUGGAGCCGGUCAUCAUGGAGUUGGAGCGGCAGGGCAACGUGUUGGUCAUCUGCCACCAGGCGGUGAUGCGCUGCCUGCUGGCUUACUUCCUGGACAAGAGUGCAGAAGACCUCCCAUACAUGAAAUGCCCGCUGCACACAAUCCUCAAACUAACCCCCGUUGCAUAUGGGUGUAAAGUGGAGAUGUUUUACCUUAACGUGGAGGCCGUGAACACGCAUCGGGACCGGCCCCUCGACAAAGUCCCGCGGGGCUCUGCUCUCAUACACCGGCGGAAUAGUUACACGCCCUUGUCCAGUCACGACCAGGUCAAGCGCCCCCGGCUCUACAGCGCGGGCAACCAGCCCUGGCUGCCGCUCGCCCCCACCCCGUCGGCUCUGAUGCCAGAGGGACGGCAAAGCCAAGAGUCCCUGUGCGAAGGAAGCGACUUUGACAGCUCCGAAGAAACGGGCAGCUGCGUCCGCUUCUGAGUGAAGACGAAAGCCGCUUUGUUCCAGGCACAGCGUGGUCGACAAUAACGUUGUUCAUGCAUUCAUCCACAGUUUGGGCAAUAAUGGUCAGACUAUAUACUUUUUGGGGCCAUCUAUCGUAACCUCUCUGUUUAACUUGCAUGCCGAGGCUUUGAACAGGAAACCGUGUCAUCAGUACCAUCGACACUUCUGCAUGUGCGACAAAAUCAAUCAAAACCAAAACAACAGGCAACAUCAUCAUUAUAAAUAUUACAAUGCCUUAAUUUAAAGUAUAUUGAUAUAAUUAGCUCUUCUGCAUGAAUGGAACAAGAACAAUUGUGCAUCAUUAUAAUAGAAGACAAUUUUCACUAUUGCAACUAGAAUAUGUUAUAAAGUAGAUGUAGAAAACAUAUUUUUAUAAUAAAAAGAUCCUCAUCUACCAUGCAUAGAGAUGUAGGUCUUAUGAAAUGUAGUCUGAGCCAUCAUCUGUUAAGUCUUAUGUUAUUGAAGAGGUUUAGAUUUGAGAGAAUGUAUUUUCCGAGUUCUGUAGUAAAUCUAAACACUGAAAUGUCUUGUUAAAUAAAUACACAACAUUUCUGGACAUAUUGUGUUUUAGCAGC